Messenger RNA from Eruca vesicaria subsp. sativa (arugula), 1783 nucleotides. The record is from the annotation of a GenBank genome assembly. Lineage: Eukaryota; Viridiplantae; Streptophyta; Magnoliopsida; Brassicales; Brassicaceae.
AAAAAUAUGUUCACAUCUUAUUUAUUACCACACUUCUGACUUCCUCUACCUACCCGUAACGAAAACGUCUCUCCUCUCUCUCUCUCCCCUUAAAAAAUGGACACUGUAGCGUUAUUCUUCACCGGAGCUCUCAUAGCCGGCGGAAUCUACUGGUUCCUCUGCGUCCUAGGCCCAGCCGAGCGUAAAGGCAAACGAGCCUUAGAUCUCUCCGGCGGCUCCAUCUCCGCGGAGAAAGUUCAAGACAACUACAAACAGUACUGGUCUUUCUUCCGCCGUCCCAAAGAGAUCGAAACCGCCGACAAAGUCCCCGACUUCGUCGACACGUUCUACAACCUCGUCACCGACAUCUACGAGUGGGGAUGGGGACAGUCCUUCCACUUCUCCCCUUCCAUACGCGGCAAAUCCCACCGCGACGCCACGCGCCUCCACGAAGAGAUGGCCGUGGAUCUGAUCCAAGCGAAACCGGGGCAGAAGAUCCUCGACGUCGGAUGCGGAGUCGGAGGUCCGAUGCGAGCGAUUGCGUCUCACUCGCGAGCCAACGUGGUUGGUAUCACGAUAAACGAGUAUCAGGUUAAGAGAGCGCGUGACCACAACAGGAAAGCGGGUCUCGACGCGCUCUGCGAGGUCGUGUGUGGUAACUUCCUCAAGAUGCCGUUUGGUGAUAAUACUUUUGAUGGCGCGUAUUCGAUAGAAGCGACGUGUCACGCGCCGAAACUUGAAGAAGUCUACGCGGAGAUCUAUAGGGUGUUGAAACCGGGAUCUCUUUAUGUUUCGUACGAGUGGGUCACGACGGCUAAGUUUAAUCCUGAUGAUGAGGAACACGUGGAGGUCAUCCAAGGGAUAGAGAGAGGAGACGCGCUUCCUGGGCUUAGGGCUUAUUCUGACAUAGCCGUGGCGGCUAAGAAAGUUGGGUUUGAAGUUGUGAAAGAGAAGGAUCUGGCGGCUCCGCCGGCUGAGCCGUGGUGGACUAGGCUUAAGAUGGGAAGGCUUGCUUAUUGGAGGAACCACGUUGUGGUUCAGAUCUUGUCUGCGGUUGGAGUUGCGCCUAAAGGAACCGUUGAUGUUCAUGAGAUGUUGUUUAAGACUGCUGAUUUCUUGUCCAGAGGAGGCGAAACUGAAAUUUUCUCUCCGAUGCAUAUGAUUCUCUGCCGGAAACCUAUUUCUUAAAAAAAGCAGAAUCGUCUUCCGAUGUCAGUUUGUCUUUUAAUUUCUCUUUUUUAUUUUUAUGUAUUUUUAGUUGAGAUUGCUUGGUCAAUGUAACGCCUUUAAAUUUAAAAACCGUGUUCAAUCUUAGCAUUACUUUUUUUUACUAAAUAAGUGAUGGGCAUUGAUUAGUCCGCCGGAAGCUUAGCGCCGCCGACGAGACAGUGUUGUAGUAGACUUAUAGUAGAACUUAUUACUGUUAGAAGGGUACUUUAGUCAACUAAUGUACUUUGUAGUUCGGUGUCGACAGCGUUUGAGAGUAGUUGAUUAGUGUGAGUCAGUGUCUGAUUUUUGUUUGUGUUAAUUUAUUUAUUUUAAAUUAGACAAGAGAAGUGUGCGUUGCGCGACAAGAAAUCAAGUAGCUUUUUAGGUUUUCAGUUUGUCGCAAAGGCAUUAUAGUGUUGGGAAGUAACUGGGAAGAGUGGAGACGCGCGUGGUCCGAUGCUAUGAAAAUUAUGUAUUAUCCUGUACGUUUUGUUUUUUUCUGGAUAAAAAAAGAGAAUUCACGUGAUUCUUUCCGAGCUAUGGUUAGAUCUGGAGAAAUGUAUAACAAAGGACAUUUCACUUUUGUUUUGCUCGA